Messenger RNA from Culex pipiens pallens (northern house mosquito), 1282 nucleotides. Its product is annotated as larval cuticle protein A2B-like. Lineage: Eukaryota; Metazoa; Arthropoda; Insecta; Diptera; Culicidae. The transcript has 3 exons. Gene Ontology annotation, cellular component: extracellular matrix. The record is from RefSeq and is a predicted model, not a curated record. Bases 628 to 1170 code for a protein of 180 amino acids.
AAUUUUUAUUUUUGCAUCGGGGCGAGUAUUUAGAUAACUCAUUGAAUUUCAAGAUUUUUGAGUAGUUCAGCUGAAGUUAAAAACAACACUUACUAAUAACCUUUAUUUCAUUGCCCAAAAUGGUGCUGCAAAAGUUUCUGUUGAAUUAUGGAAGGUGCAAAUUUGCUACACAGCAUUUAACAAAUCAAAUUGGGUUGGGCUAAAAGUAGUAACUGUCGGCACAAGACAGCAAAGAGACCUGCGUCGAAAACUAUUUGAGUGGUCAAUUUAGCCUUUUUCCAGCUAAAAAAAAGUCUAGACAUGACACGGACAUGCAAGUAGGAGUGACCCGGGCUGCAACGACAGCACAACGCACAUGAAAAUAUUCUCGUCGUAUAAGUGCUCAAUUGAGAACCGUCGAUCGUCUAUAUAGCGAGCUACCUACAGCCACACACACGUGAAGGUGGCCGUUUGUCCCGACAAAAAUAUGUACUCGUUUUUAGUUGCGCCCAAUUGCUAUCAUUCGAACCAUAUUCGACAUUAGCAUUUAGUGACCAACAGCUUAUCAGAUUUGUGUGAUAUUUCAUUUAUAUAGUGUACAUUAGGCACUGAUCUAUUUUAUGCUGGAAAAGCUCAUGCGACAGUUUCAUGAUCUAUAGCCAACGAAUAAAUUUUAGCAAUAUAAAAAGGGGAGGACAAUUUGACACAGCAUACAAUCGUUUACCGCAACUCACAGAGAACAGUCACAUCAUGGCUCUUAAAAUUGCAGUUUUGGCUACCGUCAUCGCCGCGGCUCACGCAAUUGCCGUGGGAUAUCCGGCUCCGGCCUAUCCUGCCUAUCGGCCAGCUUUGGGUGCUUACCCUGCUGUGGCUAAGGUAGCUGCCCCCUAUGUUGGUGAUUACGACCCAAACCCUCAGUACAGCUACAGUUAUGCUGUUGCGGAUGCCGUUACCGGAGACAACAAGAGCCAACAGGAAUCUCGCUCCGGAGAUGUCGUGACCGGAUCCUACUCCCUGAUUGAGCCGGACGGCACCCAGCGCGUCGUUGAGUACACCGCUGAUCCCGUCAAUGGAUUCAACGCUGUCGUCCACCGUCAGCCACUCGGCGCCAAGGUUAUUGCCCCAGUAGCCAAGAUUGCUGCUCCACUGGCUUACCCAAGACUUGCGGGUCCUCAUCCGCUGUACGGUUAAAUAUUUGCCCAACGAAGAAAAAAAGCCACAGAAUAGCAGUUUCUCCCUUAGUUCAAAUCCUCUGUUUGCAAUGCUCAAAAUAAAUCGAAUCGUUACCCCUAACCUAAUUGUC